Messenger RNA from Symbiodinium pilosum, 1317 nucleotides. Lineage: Eukaryota; Dinophyceae; Suessiales; Symbiodiniaceae. The record is from the annotation of a GenBank genome assembly.
AUGAAUUCCUUGAAAGAGUCAGGCAUCGCGUCCUCAUCCCUUGCUGGCAUCGGCGUUGGAUUUUUCAGUUGCCUGCUGUCUUCAGCGGAUAAACAAAGGCAAGAGAACAGUGGCAAACACACUGACCGCAGCCGGAUCCAAUGUGUGCUGGGCGCCAUAGGCUCGACAAUUUUUGGGAUUCUGUCCUUGGUGGGAUUAGCAUACGGCCCAGUGGCUCUCGUUGUUGUAGUCCGAGCUGGAGCGACCCUGCCCGCGAAUGCGCUCUUCAGCCAGGUCUUCCAAAUCAGGCCACUGACUUCCAGUGACGCCUUGGGUACCCUGGUGACUCUCUCAGGCGUCGUGUGCUUCACCCUGUUCCAAGGUGAUCCUGGGCCUGAGGUCACUGCGCAAGUCUUUCUCCGGUUCAUUGAAAGUCCGGCAGCUAUUGCGGUUGCGGGAGCUUUGUUUCUGGCUCUUCUGCUGUCUGUCAUGUACAUGCUGCGGGAGCGGCUCCGUGCCAGGAGCUGCUUGCUUCGAAGGCGGCACCGUUCAGGCAAAUGGCCGAUCUAUCGGAAGAGCGAGAAGAGGUUUAUGAGAUCUGUUGGCACUCCAGAGGUGCAGGAGGUCAGUUCCGAUGAUUCCGCAGAUGCGGCGUCGCAGUCACAGCGGUCGUUGAGGCUAUGUCGUCAGGAGAUCCUCGAGGUGCUGGCAGUGUGCACAGUCACGUCCACGAGCAGUGCUGCGAUGGACGUGGCAGCGAAAGGUUGGGCUGCUCCUUUGAAAAAGGGUCCGGCAUGGGCACUGCAAUCGGAGCUUUUCUGGAUUUCUGUGAUCUUCAACCUGAUCUUCCUGGUGGGCAUGCGCACGGGAACAAUCAUCGGGUGCCACCGCUGCGAUGUGCUCCUCUUUAUCCCCUGCUCCACGGUCAUGAACAUCUUCGUGAGCGUGGCCACAGGCCUGGUGGUGCUGGAGGAGUGGAAGGAGGUCAAAUCCUGGGUUGGCUUGGCUUCCAGCUCGCUGACCGUGUUGGGUGGCAUCAUCAUGCUCGUGACUGGGCCGGCCGAGGGCAACAACCAGAGGUCGGGGGCUCUGUCGGAAGACUCGUCAGACGAAGAGCUUGGAGAAGAGGAGACCUUCGAGGCGAGCGACGCAUGCGUCUGUGACGCUGUCGAGAUUGACGUCUCGGACCCGGAUGAAUCGGAGACGUCCCGGCCGUCCCGGCCUGCGACAGUGAGUUUCUCGAGCCUGCUCUACACUCACAAGAUGCAUGCGCUGGCCAGCAUGAACAAGAACCACUCCAGGCUGAGAAAGAGGGUAGGUGGUGUAGGAAGAGAGUAG